AUAGCCCAUGCUAGUACUAUGUUGUGAUGAAUGGUACAGUCUAGACUUUUUGUCUCUGCUUCAAGAAAUCAAUAACAAUGUUUUCAAAGGCAUGCUAGAGGUUGUUUAUUCGAAGUUUCAAGUUUACAUAUAUAUUGCACGUUCUUUCUAUUUUUUGGAAUUAGAGAUAGAUUACACAUAAGUGUGAAGAAUGCACCUUCAUCGUCAACAAGAGUCGAUGACGUGUCAGCUCUCGCACGAAAAGAUAUAAAAGGGGAGAUUACCGGAAGCUCAGGGCGCGUCCGCACACUUAGUACUUGUGUUCGUCGAUCUCCACGCCAAGGACUGUGAUCCCGUCAAAGAAAACAUAGAAGACACCACACCAUACCAUACAGACGACGUUCGCUAACUCUCCCUUCCACCUAGAGUAAAAUAUGAGUGAAAUAAGCAUAGAAAAUUCAAUAUUUAAGGAAGAGAAAGAAGAAUUCUCUUGGGAUGAAAACGCGUUAAAAGAUUUCAAAAAGGUUAUCAGAGAUCAAGGAUUUAAAUUUCAAAUGGAUGAUAUUUUUCUUCUUGGUUUUCUUCGUGCUAGAAAGUAUGAUAUUGAAAGAUCUCUCCAGUUACUUAAAAAUUACUUCAAAGUUAGAAUAGAAUAUCCCCAAUACUUUAAGAAUCUUCUUCCUUCCAAGUUGAGUCAUGUUUUAGACAUGAAUAUGAUGCAGUUUUUACCAAAACUCGAUCAGAAUGGAAGUUACAUUUAUGUUUACAAAUUUCGUAAUUGGGAUACGUCUGUUGCAAGUGGUAUUGAGAUGUUGCGUGAAAUAAUGCUUGUAAUGGAUUUUCAGUUAAAUUUUCACAGAACUCAAGAAAGAAAAAUUGUUUGUAUUAUUGAUUCAGCGGGUUUAUCCUUGACUCAUUUCUAUCAUUUUACACCUAGAAUCAUCAGUUCACUGGUGACUUUUAUCCUUGUAAGUAAUUUAUAAUUAACAUAAAUAAAUUUAUUUCUACACAUUUACUUAAUUAUAUAAUUAGAUUAGAUGUUACCCGCGGCUUUGCCCGCGAGAAUUUUGUAA
This is a messenger RNA of Centruroides sculpturatus (bark scorpion), 1052 nucleotides long. RefSeq names its product alpha-tocopherol transfer protein-like. Gene Ontology annotation, molecular function: phosphatidylinositol bisphosphate binding. The transcript has 4 exons. Lineage: Eukaryota; Metazoa; Arthropoda; Arachnida; Scorpiones; Buthidae. Gene Ontology annotation, cellular component: membrane. The record is from RefSeq and is a predicted model, not a curated record. The coding region runs from base 414 to 962 and encodes 182 amino acids.